Molecule: messenger RNA, 2185 nt
Organism: Gadus morhua (Atlantic cod)
Lineage: Eukaryota; Metazoa; Chordata; Actinopteri; Gadiformes; Gadidae
Gene: lrr1
Product: leucine rich repeat protein 1
Exons: 5
Coding region: 316-1581 (421 amino acids)
Cellular component (GO): cytoplasm
Molecular function (GO): protein binding
Source: RefSeq, a predicted model, not a curated record
CGUCACUUCCCUAGCGCGGGAUGGUAUCCUAUGCAGCUGUCCGGUAGAAGUAAACAGCACUGUUUUGGUCUAGUUUAAUUCAAUUAAUCGAUAAAUUCAACGCGUUACAUCUUAAAACGUGGGGUUAGUUCUCAACGACCUUCUGACGGGUGAUCUGCUGAGAGGGACUGGGUUGUUUUGUUCCGCGGUGGAACCGCGAGGCGUUGCUGUUCACCCCAUGAACGCGUUCUGCUGGAGCUUCUGAUGUAUUAAAACUUUAAAUCCAUCUCUUCAUCGGUGUCCCACCGGCCUCUCAUACUCGUUCUGACUGGUGCCAUGAAGCUACAGUGUGAUGUCGAGGUCGUCAACCGCAUGCUCCCCUCGUUCGGUAUGAAGAACCGAGGGAAGGGCGCCCGAGCGGUACUCUCAAUCGGGAAGCACCUGGACAAAACCACCCAGAGGACCAGCGUCUACAUGAUCAUCUGCACGGCCAAGGACAGGACAGGCUCCAAGUACAAGCUGAAGGACAACAUUGAGAAGUUCUUCACGCGGUUCGUCGAGGAGGGCAAAGCCACCGUCCGGAUCAAAGAACCAGCUAUUGACAUAUGUUUGAGCAAGGCCGACGCCAACAGCCUGAAGAGCUUCCUCUUCGCUGCGCGGCUGGCCGACCGCGGUAGCGACACCAGCAGCCUCCCGCUGGCCACCCUGACCCCGGUCCGCGCCCGCGACGUGGAGAAGCCCAAGAAGAAGCUCACCAUCGUCUCCAAGAAGGACUACCCGCUCGCCUCCAGCUUCCCCUACUCCCUGGAGCAGCUGCAGGUGUCCUACUGCAAGCUCUCGCGCGUGGACAUGAGGAUGCUGUCCCUCAAAGCUCUUCGUAAGCUGGACCUCAGCAACAACCACAUCAAGAAGCUCCCGGCCACCAUCGGGGACCUGGGCUGCCUCGCCGAGCUCAUCCUGCACAACAACCAGCUAGAGAGCUUCAGCGAGGCCCUGUGCCUGUCCACCCUGCAGCGCACCCUCCAGCACCUGGACCUCAGUCAGAACCGCCUGAAGGGCCUGCCCUCCCAGUUCUCCCAGCUCCGGGAGCUGGUCAACCUCAAGCUGGACGACAACAAGCUCCAGUGGCUGCCCUUCCGCGUGGGCCGGCUCUCCAAGCUGAGGUUCCUGUCGGCCGCGCACAACCAGCUGGCCCUGCUGCCCGGCGACUUCCGCAGGCUGAGCCUGGAGAACCUGGACCUGUUCGGGAACCCCUUCGCCCCGCCCAACCCCCUGGACCACAGCAUCCACCUCACCUUCCCGCUGUCGCUCCAGGAGCUGGCCAGCAGGGCGGUGGUCAACCUCAGGGUGCCGUACGGACCGCAGCACCUCCCCGCCCACCUCUGCCGGGACCUGGAGGUCUCCAAGGCCUGCGACUGCGGCGGCGCCUGCGUCAGCUUCUUCAUCCAGACGGCGGUUAGCAUGAACCUGCACCAGGUGUCUCACACGGUGGUGCUGGUGGACGACAUGGGCGGGACCGAGGCCCCGGUGCAGCAGCACUUCUGCUCGCUGUCCUGCUACUCCCAGUUCCUCGACAACUGCCUCCAGAGGGGCGGGCGGUAGGGUGGACCCCCAGGAGGGUGGGCUAUGAUGGACAACAUGCCCCAGACCAAAGCCUUAUUUCCAGGCUUUUGUUUCUUGAAAAUGUUACUUUUGGGACGUUGAUGUUGUCGGCCACGUGACAUCGUUUUUCCAGAUGCGAUGGACGAGAGGGAUUUUUACAAUGCUGCAUAAUUCAGAGGGAUCCUGGCUGCUCUCUUCCUAGCGGUGAUGUGAUGCAAAGGACAGACUCUAUUAUCGAAAGCACUCCGCACCGCCUGCAUCCUCAUUCCACCUCCUCCGACCAAACACGUCUUGCUUGCACUUUGAUGGUUGGAACACACACACACACACACACACACACACACACACACACACACACACACACACACACAGACACACAGACACACAGUUCUAUUAUCUUCUUGAUACUAUAAGUCAUGGUUUCUUUCCUCAUUCAAUUGCGAAAUGCAGAUCAUCAUUCUGCCUCGCCCUACUUCUGUGAAGUAAGAAAUCAGAGAUAUUCAUCUUGCUUUCCUCAACCGGAUAUGUAUUUUUGUCAAACAGUGUUUGUUUUUACUGAGCAAUUAUUUUAAAUAUAUGAAAAAUAAAUACAUAAAACGGGUGA